UCGUUCUUUUGGGACGAGAAGGGCGUGGCUUGCAUUUGGCCAUAGAAGUUUAAGCUAUAAUGCAAAUCGUCUCGUUCUCUAUUUCAGAUUUUUUUGGUCAAGCUGAAAUUGGUCGUUUUUAAUACACUUUUUUGUGUAAAUAGAAUUUUUUAACUUCAGCUGGGCUUAUAAAAGCUUUGUGUCGCAAUUGGCAAGUGGCUCUGGUUUUUUUUGUGCCAACAGAGAGCGCACUAAUGUCUCGCCCACCUGAAGUCAAUUUGCAGGGAUUUCCUCCUACUUCUUUCCCACAAAUACCUCAGCCCAUUUCGUCUGCUCAAACUCAUCGGACCCUUCCCAUCCAGCACCAAUCUGUAGAAAAAGACAUAUAUCAAGGUAUAUCGGACAAGUUUCAUACUCUAUCAAUUGAUCCAUCUGCGCCAUCGCCUCAACUACAGGGCUAUCCAUAUCCGCAACAGCCGGAGUUGUUUCAGCCAGAAUUGACACAAAAUGCCUUGCUUCAAAAACCUUACCCGUCGUUGCCUGCUAACAGCCAAAUGCAGCCUCAGAAUGUAGAGCCCACAUUCGAUAGUCGUACGGCUUUGCAACCAUCUUUCAAUCAGAGUCAAUACCCUCAGCAAACCACCUUAGCUGUACCAAAUCCUUCUGUGGGCAAUGGCUACAUACAGCAGAACUCGAAUUGGAGAGCUCAGGGCGAGCAGAUUCAGCCCGCUAAUGUGAAUGCGCACCUCCUUAAACCUAAUUAUGGUUUUCAACAGGUCCCUGUCAAUCAGCCGUUUUCGUCCCCUCAGCAGCAACGACUCGGCACUGAAACGGCUUCUGCUGCCCCCAAUUUAGACUCUCUUAAACUUCCUAGUCCGAUCACUUCAAGCCAUUGCCAGUCUAUCAAGGUCGUCUAUGAUACCACAAGUCUCGCUAAUCCCCCCCCAGCUCACUCCAAAUACAUCGUGGAAGAGAAAUACGGGGGAACUUGUUCUCCGCGCUACAUUCGCUCGACUGUCCACAAAUUUCCAAUUUCCAAAGAUUUGCUUGCACAGGGCAAACUUCCGUUUGCAGUCAUCAUACAGCCAUUCUCCGAGCCCAGGUAUGGCGAAGAAGACGUUCCGGUCGUUUCCAUGGGCGAAAAAGGACCCAUUCGGUGUCGGCGCUGCUCAGCCUACAUUAAUCCGUUUGUCACUUGGCUGGAUAACGGCCGUUUUUAUAACUGUUCACUAUGUGGUACACAAAAUUCGAUUCCGGAUGAAUAUUUCAGUCCUAUUGAAUCUAACGGUCUGCGACAAGAUAUAGCCGAUCGGAUCGAACUAUGCCGUCCCAGUGUGGAUUUUAUUGCGUCCCCCGAUUUUGUUGUGAAUCGCCCUCUGUCUUCGAUUCGUUCCCCCAUCAUUUUUUUUUUGCUCGACACCAGCAGCUACUCUUUUCAACUUGGCCUACCGAGAGCAUUCGCCAACUCGCUGGAACAAAUUUUAGAAUAUCACUUUGCCGAAAACGCCGACACGAAAUUUGGAUUUAUCACUUUUGACAAAUGCAUUCAUUUUUGGCAAUUUCACCCUCGACUUCAAAAAGUGGUCGUUCCCAAUAUCCAGCAGGCCUUCGAACCCAAGCCCUUGUCGUCUAUCACAGCGGACUACGCUACGUGCAAGGACAAGAUCGUUACCUGGCUAAGAGAGGUCGUCAAGACCAACAAAGAGGGCAACAGCGAGAGUUGUUUCGGCGCUGCGGUGAGCAUGGCAUUGCUGAAUCUGCGCAAACUGGGCGGUCGAGUCAUUGCCUUUCAGGCAAGCCUUCCUUCUCACGGCCCCGGCUCAUUGAAACAGCGUGACAAACUGUCUGCGUAUGGACAGGACGAGGAAAAACACCUUUACGUGCCCCAGUCUAAGUUCUACACCAAGGUCGCCAAUGAAUACGCGAAGUCUUUUGUGGCAUUCGACCUCUUUGUGUGUUCUAACGUUUAUGUUGAUUUGUGCGAUAUUUCUCAACUCUGUCAGCUGACGGGAGGAGAGGUUCAUUAUAUUAGCAACUUCAAUCCUCAGUACCACGAAGAGAAGAUUUUCUACGAUUUGCGACAUUCCUUGAUACGAAAGCAUGGCUUGGAUGCCAUUUGCAAAUUACGGUGCGGCGAGUCGCUGUCGGUCGACCGCUACGAAGGAAAUUUCAAACCAGGAGACACAGACAUUGAAUUUUGUACCAUCGACUGCGACAAAGUUUUUAUCGUCUAUUUAAAACAUGACGACGUGUUGCAGGAAAACAAAAACUCGGUUAUUCAAUUCGCCAUGGUGUACACGUCAGAAGCAGGGGUUCGAUUGAUUCGCGUGCACACUGCCUAUUUUGCGGUUGCCAGCACGCUUCCAGCUUUAUACCGAAGUGCCAGCAUUGAGGCAGUUCUGAGUGUACUUCUACGACGUGGAACCUCAAAGUUCGGAAGGCAGUCCCUGACACAAAUUCAAAAAUAUCUGACCGAACACGUUGCCAACAUCCUUUGCGUCUAUCGUAAAAACUGCGUCAAGCGCGACUGCUUAACUACUCAGUUGAUUCUUCCAGAGGCACUUAAACUUUUGCCAAUUUACAUCUUAAGUGCCCUAAAGCACGUUCUUUUCGCCAACCCGAUAUUCCCAACUCAGGAGGGUAUUGUGUCAAUCAUCGAUUCCCGCAUUUAUUUUGCUCAGCAGAUCAAAACCGCUGCUCUCGAAUUGCUAGAAGUCCUGUUUUACCCGCGCAUCUAUCCGUUACAUCCCCUCUACGAUUACCUCCAACUUGGAACAGCCAAGAACGAAUAUGGCGAUUUUAACUCAGAAUCCGAGGAAGACGUGACCCUGUACGGGCUGGAUGACUUCUACGGGAGCUACUGGCUGCCUCACAUGGUAAGAGCUACUGCUGGUCAGCUAGAGGCCGGAUGUGUCUAUUUGGUGGACGAUAGUCAAAAGAUUUGUCUCUUAUUCACUUCUCCGAUCAAUGGAGCCAUAUUCAACUGUCUUGUGGACAAUCAGUGGCAGUUCAAGUACAACGAGGAUGAUAAGUUCAACCUCAGAGUACAGAGGAUGAUUUGCGCCAUUCGUUUCUGUCGGGCUUCUUAUCAGCCCAUUUAUGUAUUCGACCUGAAUGGCGACACGAUUCAAAAGAAGCAGCUCAUAUCCAAGUUAGUGGAGGAUGGGACCAACGACAACCUCAGGAAAGGACAAACGCCAUCUUUUUCUAGGAUGAGCUAUGUAAGUUAUUUGUGUUACGUUCACAGACUAAUACAAGAUGCUGAAUAAAAAGUGGAGUGAAAACAUUUUGUUUUAAGGCGUGCGUCGACAAGCCGGCGGUUUAAUGAUCUCAAGCGCACUGGCCUUUUUCUGUUAAAUCGACGACGUUCGUACGUUAUAGGAUUGC
Messenger RNA from Schistocerca gregaria, 3366 nucleotides. RefSeq lists its product as uncharacterized. Bases 234 to 3248 code for a protein of 1004 amino acids. Gene Ontology annotation, cellular component: COPII vesicle coat; endoplasmic reticulum exit site. Gene Ontology annotation, molecular function: zinc ion binding; SNARE binding. The transcript has 2 exons. The record is from RefSeq and is a predicted model, not a curated record. NCBI's taxonomy places the organism in Eukaryota, Metazoa, Arthropoda, Insecta, Orthoptera, Acrididae. Gene Ontology annotation, biological process: COPII-coated vesicle cargo loading; endoplasmic reticulum to Golgi vesicle-mediated transport; intracellular protein transport.